This is a messenger RNA of Python bivittatus (Burmese python), 846 nucleotides long. The record is from RefSeq and is a predicted model, not a curated record. Lineage: Eukaryota; Metazoa; Chordata; Lepidosauria; Squamata; Pythonidae.
AAAACCUGGUAACUUACUGUGUUGUCAAAACAAUAUGGUCCCAUUUUCCGCAUCAAACUGGGAUUCCAGGAAAUGGUGGUGCUGACUGGCUAUGAGACGGUCAAAGAGGCUCUGGUGAACCAGGCGGAUGUAUUUGCUGAGAGAGCUGCCAUCCCCCUUUUUGAGGAAUUUGCAAAGGGCUCUGGUGUUGUUUUUUCUAAUGGUGAGAAUUGGAAAGUGAUGCGACGGUUCACGUUAUCCACAUUACGGGACUACGGAGUGGGCAAGAGGACCAUUGAAGACAAAAUCACUGAAGAGUGUAGUGUUUUGAUGAAGAGAAUUAAGACUUAUGCAGGAAAACCAUUUGAGGUCACCACCAUUAUGUCUGCUGCUGUUUCCAACAUCAUAGUUUCUAUUCUACUUGGGAAGCGCUAUGACUAUAAAGAUCCCACAUUUCUACGACUACUGAAGCUAUUUAGUGAAACUAUUCGGCUUUCGGCAACCCCUGCUAUAUUGCUUUAUAACCUGUUUCCCAUGCUGGGGGUCCUUUUGGGUGCUCGUAAAACAGCAAUUAAUAAUAGAAAGGAAGUCCAUGAUUUCAUACAGGCCACCUUUAUAGAACAUCUCAAAGACCUUGAUGAAAAUGAUCAGAGGAGCUUAAUUGAUUCAUUUCUUGUUCGGCAAAGAGAGGAAAAUAAGACAAUGACAAAUGGUGGAUAUUUCCAUAAUGAAAACCUUAAAGCUCUUGUAGCUGACUUAUUUGGUGCUGGUACAGAAACGUCUGCAACCACACUGCGCUGGGCCAUACUCCUGAUGAUGAAAUACCCAGAAAUUCAGAGUAAGCACUUUCAUUUCAUUGGCUUGUAA